Jatropha curcas is the source of this 2205-nucleotide messenger RNA. It is a transcript of the gene ABC1, whose product is annotated as ABC transporter 1. NCBI's taxonomy places the organism in Eukaryota, Viridiplantae, Streptophyta, Magnoliopsida, Malpighiales, Euphorbiaceae. Gene Ontology annotation, biological process: ubiquinone biosynthetic process. The record is from RefSeq and is a predicted model, not a curated record.
CCUAAUUAUAGGCCAUUUUUCCUUCAGACACAAACCAACAUCAGAUCAAAAUUCAAAACCAAAAAAAUUUCUAAAUACAAAAUCGCACGCAGCCAAUCUAUAAGUGAGUUAACGAGCGAGCGCGCGCGCGCAAUGCUAUGAGUUCGUUUAAGCAUCUGGGAAGGCUCGUCAAUGGCCUUUCUCUAGUAGCUAAGGAGAUCGCUAAAAGCUCUCCAGCUUUGGAAAACGCCGCCGCAACUGGAGAUUUCCAAACCCUAAUCACCUCCGCUUCCAAGAAGGCCCUAGUCUUCGUUACCGAUGUAUCAGGCCUUACUAAAGGGAAAGUUCGCGAGUUUUCGCCCCCUAGGCCCAAGGAGUCCGUUGUUUUCUUCGACCAUUCGGCGGAGGUGGUAGAGAAUAGCUCAGUUCAACCGCUCACGAUAAAUGAUAGUGUAAAUAACAAUAUUGCGAAUCACCACAAUGAUAAUGAUGUCGUUGGAGAUGUUGAACCGAAGGCUUCUGAGGAUAAUCAGGUUUCAACGAAUACCGUUGGUGGUUCAGAAAAAGAUGGUUUGCAGAGAGAAUGUGAGGAUAGGAAUUCGGAGGAUAAAGGCAAUGCUGGUAGCGGAGAGAUGGUCGCGGCAGCGACGGAAUUGAAGAGGAGGAAGCCGAGGGAGAGGCGGGUUCCUUCAACUCCGUUUACCAGAGCGCUUGGGUUUGCUGGUCUAGGAGCUGGGCUUGCAUGGGGAACCAUUCAGGAAUCUGCCAAGAGGCUUGUGUAUGGCACUCCAAGUUCGGAAGACAAGCAAUCUGCUCUCUCCCCACUUUUAUCAGAAAGAAAUGCGGAACGUUUGGCCCUCACACUAUGUAGAAUGCGUGGAGCUGCACUUAAAUUAGGACAGAUGCUGAGCAUACAGGAUGAAUCUCUUGUUCCUGCUCCGAUCUUGGCUGCUUUAGACAUUGUCCGUCAAGGUGCAGAUGUGAUGCCAAGGAGCCAGCUCAAUCGCGUUUUGGAUGCAGAAUUGGGAUCUGACUGGUCAACUAAGUUAACUAGCUUUGAUUAUGAACCAAUAGCUGCUGCAAGUAUAGGCCAGGUGCACCAAGCAGUGACAAGGGAUGGCAUGCAGGUUGCAAUGAAAAUUCAGUACCCUGGUGUUGCCAAUAGCAUUGAUAGUGACAUUGAGAAUGUGAAACUUCUCUUAGAUUAUACUAACCUAAUUCCAGAAGGACUUUAUCUCGACAAAGCUAUGAAGGUGGCAAAAGAAGAAUUAUCCCGUGAAUGUGAUUAUGAGUUGGAGGCAAUCAACCAGAAACGGUUCCGUAAUCUACUAACCGGUGCCGAGGGAUUCUAUGUUCCAAUGGUUGUAGAUGAACUUUCCUGCAAGAGAGUCUUAACUACAGAACUUAUUUCUGGAAUUCCAAUUGAUAAGGUGGCAAUGCUAAAACAAGAAACUCGUAAUUAUGUUGGCACAAAGUUGUUAGAACUCACAUUGAUGGAGUUAUUUGUAUUCCGAUUCAUGCAGACUGAUCCUAAUUGGAGUAACUUCCUAUAUGAUGACGCCACAAAAAUUGUCAAUCUCAUUGACUUCGGUGCAGCCCGUGAUUAUCCCAAAAGUUUUGUUGAUGACUAUUUAAGAAUGGUUGUAGCAUGUGCAAAUGGUCAGAGGGAUGCUGUGAUUGAGAUGUCAAGAAGACUUGGGUUCCUUACAGGAAUGGAGUCAGAGAUAAUGCUGGAUGCUCAUGUUCAAGCUGGUUUGAUUGUGGGAUUGCCGUUCUCAAAGCCUGGUGGAUUUGAUUUCCGAUCCACUAAUAUAACACAAAGUGUUUCAAAUCUCGGGGCAACAAUGCUGAAGCACAGGCUCACACCGCCUCCAGAAGAAGCAUACAGCCUUCACCGAAAGCUUUCAGGUGCUUUUUUGGCUUGUAUCAAGCUUGGAGCGGAUGUUCCAUGCAGGGACCUAUUGUUCAAUGUCUACGAGAAUUAUCAGUUUGGCGAAGAGGAUGAUAAUGAGAUAGUAUCCGGUGACUCAGUUUCUUAAUAGGUUUUUGAAAAUAUUUUUCCCCUUGAAUUUAUACAUUUAUUUUUGAUACGUAAUAAAGCGCAGGACAAGUUGUCCAUUCGCGCCAACAGCCAAUGUAAGGUUUUUUGAUUCUUAAAGAAUGAGAGGUGUAAUUUUGCUCCAGGAACGGAGAAAUGAGUAAGAAUCACCAAAAUGUCGCUCUCUU